GCAACUCCACACGACUCUGUUUUUUCGCGAAGCAGUAUAUUCUUCUUGUUUGAAAUCAGCUGCCUUGAGGUGGGGGCCAGCAGGAAAGACCUGAACUGACCCUCCGCGUUUCCACUUUGAAGUGAGCUACCUGGUUGAUAUUUCAUUUGUCCUCCAUGCCUUUGAGAAAGUUGCAUCCAUGACUGAUGGGAGGAUGAAAGGAUAUUUGGACCAACAAGUGCCUUACACACAGAAGCCAACAGGGAAUGGAACUAUGGACAGCAGAACUGUGAUGGCUUCACGGAGGAAAUCUAUGGACCCAGGUGUGCCCCAUGUCCCAGAUUCAGAAGAUCUCUUCCUUGAUCUAAGCCAGUUCCAGGAAACUUGGCUGACUGAAGCACAGGUUCCGGACAGUGACGAGCAAUUUGUGCCUGACUUCCAUUCAGAGAACUUGGCCCUUCACAGUCCUCCAGCUAAGAUAAAAAAGGAACCACAAAGCCCAUGUGUGGAUGCCUCCAGUUCCUGCAGACACACACAGCCUUUUCAUUACCAACCCAGGGAGCAAUGCUUAUAUGCCAGGCAAGAUUCAAACAAUGUGAGCCACCACGGCCCACUCCAGACAGCACCUAGCCAGGCAUACUGUAUGGAACAAAGUUCCUUGUACCAGCUGCAUGCUGAGACCAGCCAGUCCUUCUCUGCCUCUCAUGCCUUGGUAUCAGACAGCCCUUCCAUUUAUCAACGUCCAUGGUCUGCCCCAUGUUUGCCGUAUCCCCCUCAGGGCUUCAAGCAGGAAUUCCACGACCCCAUGUAUGAGCAAGUGAACACACUGGGAGACAUAGACCGUUCCCAGUAUGCAACUGGUGUGGUGAUAAAACAGGAGCGGAUAGACUAUGCUUUUGACACAGAUGUGGCAAGUUGCCAUUCAAUGUAUAGGAAUGCAGAAGGAUUACCAAGUUGUUCCAGUUCUGAAGGCGUCUUAGGCUAUGGUUAUGAGAGACAAAUGCGACCAUUUGCAGAAGAUGUUUGUGUUGUUCCUGAGAGGUUUGAAG
This is a messenger RNA of Thamnophis sirtalis, 1028 nucleotides long. The record is from RefSeq and is a predicted model, not a curated record. NCBI's taxonomy places the organism in Eukaryota, Metazoa, Chordata, Lepidosauria, Squamata, Natricidae.